Messenger RNA from Penicillium longicatenatum, 1503 nucleotides. Its product is annotated as catalase. The coding region runs from base 1 to 1503 and encodes 500 amino acids. The transcript is spliced from 11 exons. NCBI's taxonomy places the organism in Eukaryota, Fungi, Ascomycota, Eurotiomycetes, Eurotiales, Aspergillaceae. Gene Ontology annotation, biological process: hydrogen peroxide catabolic process; response to hydrogen peroxide. The record is from RefSeq and is a predicted model, not a curated record. Gene Ontology annotation, cellular component: peroxisome; mitochondrion; cytoplasm. Gene Ontology annotation, molecular function: catalase activity; heme binding.
AUGGCAGACUACUACACAUUAGCGGAAGGCUGUCCAUUCGCAAGCAGCAGUACAGCUGUUCAGCUACGUAACGGGCAAGGGGGUGGACUUGGGUUGCUUGAAGAUACCCAGCUCAUUGAGACUCUGGCCCAUUUUUCGCGUGAGAGGAUUCCGGAGAGAGUCGUUCAUUCCAAAGCUUCCGGAGCCUAUGGCGAAUUUGAGGCUACCCGCGAUUGUUCCGACUUUACGUCCGCUAGUUUCCUCAACAAGGUCGGGAAGAAGACCCCAGUGCUGCAGCGGGUGUCAACGGUUGGCCCUGAAGCGGGCUCUGCCGAUACUUCUCGUGAUGUCCACGGAUGGGCGAUGAAGUUUUAUACUGAUGAGGGCAAUAUGGACUGGGUUUUCAACAACACACCAGUUUUCUUUAUUCGUGAUCCAAUCAAGUUCCCGUCCCUCAACCGAUCUCACAAACGGCAUCCUCGGACUCAUCUUCCAGAUGCAAACAUGUUUUGGGACUUCCACGUCGGUAAUCCAGAGGGUAUGCAUGAACUGCUACAUCUAUUCAGUGAUCGCGGUACUCCAAAGUCUAUCCGGCACAUGAAUGCAUAUAGUGGGCAUACAUAUAAGUUCACCAAACCGGACGGGUCAUUCAAGUAUGCCAAAAUCCAUGUCAAAACGCAACUAGGAGUGGAGAAUUUCACCAAGGAAGAGGCCACCAAAAUAGCCGGCGAAAAUCCGGAUUAUCUCAUUCAGGACAUGUUUGAAGCCAUUGAGAGGGGUGACUUUCCCGUGUGGAAUGUCUAUGUUCAACUGAUGACUCCCGACGAGGCUAAGAAUUAUCGAUGGAAUAUCUUCGAUAUGACCAAGGUUUGGCCACAUAAGGAUUUCCCUCUGCUGCAAAUCGGACGCCUUACGAUGAACCGUAAUCCAAAUAAUUACUUCGCGGACAUUGAACAAGCCGCAUUUUCACCGUCUACAAUGGUGCCAGGAUUUGCUGCAUCGGCUGAUCCUGGUACAGUUCUGCAAGCCCGACUGUUUGCAUAUCCCGAUGCUGCGCGUUAUCGGAUUGGCGUCAAUUACCAGCAACUCCCGACCAAUGCAGCCAAAGCCCCUGUCUAUUGCCCUUUCCAAAGGGAUGGUGCGAUGAGAUUCGACGGAAACUACGGCGCUGAUCCUAAUUACGUCAGCUCGUCCCUUCAGCCAACCAAGUUCUACCCAGCCGUGAAAAAGACGGAUCCUGCAGCACUGAGUCUACACACUGAACAUGAGAAGUGGGUGGGCGAGGUGGUAAGUUACGCGAGCCAUGUCACUGAUGAGGACUUUAUCCAACCCGCAGCAUUGUGGGAGGUUAUUGGUCGGGAGCCCGGUCACCACGAUCGGUGUAUUGGGAAUAUCGUUGCUCAUUUGAAGGGCGUGAAGAGCCAUGAAUUACGCAGAGCUGUUUAUGGACUUUUCUCUCGUAUCAACAAAAGUCUGGGAUUGAUGGUGCAGGAACGUACGGAAGAGGCAGUUCAAUCCCCCUGA